AUGCCCCAGGCCAGUCUUCUCUCCUAUUUCUCCAAGCCAGUAACAUCUGGAUCUUCCCCCACAAGCAACGACACCGAUCGCAAGGUUGAGCGAUGUAGUCGGGAUGAGAGAGUCCCCGAUUCAGAGACGAGUACAACAGAGAUCCGGGGUCUUGGUAUCCUGGAAAAGCUACGGGGAAAGUCCUUCCAGGAACUGACAUGCAACAAUGCCGAACUCCUAUCAGGAGACACCAAUAUCAAUGUCAACGAAAAUAAGGACUCCUUGAAGCGAGAACCUGCCAGUGAACCCAAUGGUCGGCCUUGCCAUUUGCAGGUCUUUUCCCAAACGGAACUGGAAAUCCCCCAAUCCAUCACCAUCGCACAUCUCCCCAAUGCCUGCAUAGGCCCGGUCUUGGAACCGCACCUCCCAUCAAUCCAGCGCCUCACCAGCACGACCCUCCCCGUCCGCUACGGCGAUGCCUUCUUCACCUCCACCAUCAGCGACCCCAUAACGAACCAACUAUCCCGGGUCGUUCUCUACGCAUCCGAGCCUGUGGGCUGGAUCCGGUGCCGGUUGGAAUCAUGCCCGCCCCAGACCGAGGCGUCUCCAUCAAAACCGCCACUUUCCCAAAUCUACAUCCAAGCAUUGGCCUUGCUUUCGCCCUAUCGUCAUCUCGGACUGGCCACCAUGCUUCUCGACGCAGUGUUGGCAUCAUCCAUCGCGGAGGCCGAGGAGACCAUUUGUAUCUACGCGCACGUUUGGGAGAAGAACGAGGAUGCACUCGACUGGUACGCCAAACGCGGGUUCAAGCGCGUCAUGCUCAUCGAACGGUAUUAUAGAAGGCUGGUGCCUGGUGGAGCAUGGAUUGUGAGAAGAGAGCUGGAUUGA
This is a messenger RNA of Rhinocladiella mackenziei CBS 650.93, 867 nucleotides long. RefSeq lists its product as uncharacterized. The record is from RefSeq and is a predicted model, not a curated record. Gene Ontology annotation, biological process: mitotic sister chromatid cohesion. Lineage: Eukaryota; Fungi; Ascomycota; Eurotiomycetes; Chaetothyriales; Herpotrichiellaceae. Gene Ontology annotation, molecular function: acyltransferase activity, transferring groups other than amino-acyl groups. Bases 1 to 867 code for a protein of 288 amino acids. Gene Ontology annotation, cellular component: NatA complex. The transcript has a single exon.